Alternaria ventricosa is the source of this 918-nucleotide messenger RNA. RefSeq lists its product as uncharacterized. The coding region runs from base 1 to 918 and encodes 305 amino acids. The record is from RefSeq and is a predicted model, not a curated record. NCBI's taxonomy places the organism in Eukaryota, Fungi, Ascomycota, Dothideomycetes, Pleosporales, Pleosporaceae. The transcript is spliced from 2 exons.
AUGACAAUGAAAGUCCGCACUAUUCGCCGUGUCCCCGUACACGAUGCGCAAAUGGUCAAGCUACGGCUAUUGGUCUCAAUUCGACAGGCGCGCAUCCCACAAGCCCAGGAAGCCACAAGUGCACCGUGCACAGAGGGCGAUGUACAUGAUUCGGCCAACGCUGUAGCGGACCUCAGCAGUGCGAUAUUGGGCCUGCAAGUCUCCAAGGCCUGGGCACCGUCCACCGAGCAUAACGAAGAAGCGCAGAACAAGCGUAACUACCCAUUCAAUUCACCUCUUCAGGCUCUUGCUAACUCCACUCCAGGCAUGGCAUACCCGAUGGACCUUUCAAGGAACGAGAACGAGCUCGACGACGACAAAUUCACUCCAUACGUUGAGGGUACCAAGAUCCACGAACACGUUCUCGACGACGGAACAUUCAUGUACAUCGACUCUAAGACCGGCAAGCAGGUCAAGGACCAACACGGCACCCCUCUGGAUCUUCCCAAGCAGGCCACUGGAGCCGGUGACGAGACUGUCGCUGAUGGAGGCGAUGAAGAAGGCGAGAAGGAUGGCAAUGGAGACGACACGCGGGACGUAGACAACGAAGACGCGCCCUCAGGAUCAGAGACAGCCGGUACUAUGGGCCCUGUCUUGAACGCCAAGCCCCCUGCAACGAACGCAAAGAAGCCGGAGUUCUUGACGAUGGGAUUCUGCAUCGAUUGCAGCGGCGUGACUCCUACUGAUGAGCUCUUUACCCACUAUAGGGCGGACAUCUCCAAGGACGUCGUGCAAUGCAUGGACUGUCAGAAGGCAGAAGACGAGCGCACCAACACUGCCAUCUGCCGUAAAUGUCUAUACCGGUGGUAUCCACAGUACUUCGUUGAUCCGUCGCGACCAGGCCAUUGCAACCUGUGCACCGGGCAUAUGCUUUUGUAG